Molecule: messenger RNA, 1545 nt
Organism: Colletotrichum acutatum
Lineage: Eukaryota; Fungi; Ascomycota; Sordariomycetes; Glomerellales; Glomerellaceae
Exons: 3
Coding region: 195-1229 (344 amino acids)
Source: RefSeq, a predicted model, not a curated record
UCGCCGAACGACGUUGGCUGAUGUUUGCACCGAGACUUGGGAUAUCACGAAAAGCCCCGGCUAGAGAUAUCCGCCUUAGUUCAAAGAAGCUUUGCUAGGCGAACAAGGUCAGCAGAGGCACUACGACCUUAUCAACCAUCACAAAGCUUUUUCGCUUCCCUUGUCAGUCUCGCUAGGAAAUCGCCGAGCAAAGGAUGGCCGGACCACGGGGUCGGCGAUGGCGGAUUGUGAUGAUGUAUGCCAAGACAAUUUGUCGAGCUCGCAUUGAAGGGCGGGUGCGCCGGCCCCUCCCAUCAUCAAUGAAGCCACCCUCCUGCAGAAGCAUGCCACCGACCAUUGAAAUUAGAGUCGGGUUGUCGAGAAUUUUCAUCACUGAUCUAAGGCAGGCACAGCAUGGCGGCGGCAUCUCUUUGGACGCCGACACCCCGUUCGAAGCGUGGGAAGCGUGGGGGAGGACGAUUGGGAUUCGGCCAACAGUUUUGUGUCACCCAUCCACCGCUGUUGAGUCCAUUUCAUGCAAAAGAGGUCUUUAUGUUAGGUGCGGAGAAAGACGAAAAGACAUACGCAACCUGCAAAUUCAGCCAUGGUCGAGGUCGCGUGUUUGUCAGAUGAGUGCGGUAAUGAACGCCUCCCAAGAAUACCUAGGGACUGGAAACCCCAACACGCAAGCCCCUGAGGAGGGAGGGUCAUCAUCCAUAGGAGCGGAGCGGAAUUCUAGCGGCGGCACGCAGCAGAAGAGCCAAUUUCCAUGGCAAGGGGGAUCUCCACGGAGUAAUCGACAAAUUGUGCGACCUCUGCGCUGGGUUUUUGUCUUUCUUUUCCCGCCGUUGAACACGAGGGAGGAAAAUGCCUGCAAGCGGUGGGCUGUGAACGGACCCGUCUCCACGAACUCAAGAAGGACAAGACGGUUCUGUCGGAUGUCGCGGAUGCAGACCGCUCCACCAUGUUGCCCGAUCCCCUGUCUGAUUGGUCGGCUGUCAGCUUACGGUGUCGUGUGCCUCGUCGCAUGCCCUCCGUCAUCUUCGAUCCCUCCGACGCCCACCUUCCCUCUAGCGGACGCGCGCCUGAUUGAUAACAGAGCCGCGUUCCCUAAGCGGACGUCGGAGCACAUGUUCCCCCUGAAGGGAGUACUAAGUACGCAGUCAAGGCAAAGCCGCAAAGGCAUGAAGCCGCAGCGAACCUCCAGAGAAGCUGGAGGGCACGGAAGGGGGAAACAAGGGAGAGUAUGAGGGAACGGACCUGAGCUUCGAAGCAUGACGGAAUAAUUGAAGCGCAGGAAGAAAGAGACUUUGUUUCGUGGUUGGACGUGCUUGACAGAACAAACUACCUACGUCAGGUAGCCAAGCUCGGAACAUGCAGAGCUAAGAGCAUAACCGCACCGCAACGGUGAGCUGCCAACAACUUGGAGGGAGCACGCGACAUUUCGUCUGUUGUCUUCUCUCUCACUCUGCUGCUCCCUACUGAGUCUACAGUCCUCGCUCUUGUCUCAUCCCAAGCCGUUGGCGACCGACAACACACCCAAGCUAGAGUCUGAAAGGACGUUCU